AUGAACGGAGUGGAAAUACAAAAAUUAAAAUCUCCUGGAAUAUCUUCGAGUCUUAAAGGUUUUUGCUCGCACACUCCGAGUGAAUUGAACAAUCUACAAAAUGCUGCUUGGGACGUAGAUAUGGAUGCCAGUGAAAAUAAACAUUUCAUGUUAAAUAACAAAUUCGCUGGUUGUAUCUCGCUCAAACACUUGUUUGGAUUUUGUGAAGAUUAUAAAAAAAUACUACUCAACUGUAAUCAACAAAUAAUUUUAAACAGAUCGUCUACAGAUUUUGAUGAGUUGUAUGUUUUGACGACAACUCCUAAUGAAAAACUUAAAAAAGUAGCCAUUGAAUUAAAUAAAAUUAUCUGGAAGAUGCCCAUCAUCAGAGUUAGUGAUAAAGAAAAAAUAAAACUGUUAAAAGUAUUAGACUCUCGUAAACCAGUUGCGUGUGCGUUCAGAAAUUGGGACUUGUGCGAGUAUCCAGUUCUCCCUCAGAACACUUCUCAUUCGUGGACGGUAAAAUCAAGCAGUUUGUUGGAGAAACCUAGAUUUGCAUUAAUCGGACUUCAAACCGAUCGAAAAAUUAUUUAUUUAAUCCAUCAGGACGAUUCGAUCACUGCUAUUUGA
Aphis gossypii (cotton aphid) is the source of this 609-nucleotide messenger RNA. RefSeq lists its product as uncharacterized. The transcript has a single exon. Bases 1 to 609 code for a protein of 202 amino acids. The record is from RefSeq and is a predicted model, not a curated record. Lineage: Eukaryota; Metazoa; Arthropoda; Insecta; Hemiptera; Aphididae.